This is a messenger RNA of Sclerotinia borealis F-4128, 1638 nucleotides long. NCBI's taxonomy places the organism in Eukaryota, Fungi, Ascomycota, Leotiomycetes, Helotiales, Sclerotiniaceae. The record is from the annotation of a GenBank genome assembly.
AUGCACCUUAAUCAGUUCUCCCUCCUAGUCUUCGCGACAGGAACAGGACUGUGUGAUGCUUCUCUCCUCCGUCGAACCCCACAACCUUCACCAAUAUCUGUUGCCUCAACAACUCUUCAAACUCUCACAUCAUCGCCUCUAUCUCCAACCCUCCAACCAGAAGUUACCCCUCCACCAGGACUCAGAGUCGCCCAACUUAGCGACGUUCUCUCCCUCAUUCCUGAAUGUAACGGGCUUGUCCUCUCAGCCUCAAGCGAAGUUUCCUCAAGCUUCGCCUCCAAUGCUUCCGCCCAACUCAUUUUCCUCAGUACCUCUGCCGCAGCCAGUAUUUCCAUAGCACAAGCUAGUAUCGCCGCUGCUGAUGCUAGCGCUUCAAGUGCUAUUGCUCUGGUCCAGUCUUCCGCCUCCGCUGCAUUAAUGAGCGCAAGCGCGGAGAUAAUAAGUAUCCAAGCUAGUGCUAGUUCACAGCUCUCCGCUGCAUCCGUAUCUCUGAUUUCUGCUGCAGCAGUUGCAACAAAUAGCGCACAAACUGCGGCUUUAGCAUUGGGGGCAGCGGCUACGGAGUCUUCGUCGGCGAUUUAUUCACAGCUGGCCGAUGCGACUAUUGCAGUGCAAAUUUCGAAGGCUACGACGCUUCCUAUGACGGUUGCUGUGGUGCUUAUUAUUGGGAUAAGUAUUGCGAGUAGUGUUGUGAGUGUGCUGGUUUAUCGGUUGAUUUCGAGGAAAAGAAUGAGGGAGAGGGAGAAUCGAAUAAGGGAGGGACAGAAUGGGGAUGAGGGCUAUGGUGGCGGGAUGGAAAAGGGGAAACAGAACUACGGGAAUCCCAAUCCAGGAAUUGCAUAUAAUUACCCCGCUAGUAGCCGUCACUCCGAGCCCUCGGUCUCAACCUCCACCUCAAACCCUCUAACCAGAGCAAACAACGCCUCACGCUACGCAAAUUCUCAACCGGAACUAGGGAACACAAAUCGAGAUUACAUUGAAGGCGCCUACGAACGAGGUGACGAAGAUAACUACAGCACCCACGAUUCCAUCGACAUUGAAAAAGAAAUUGCAGAAAUGGAUUAUCAAUUGAGGAUGGCCGAAGCGGAAUUAGAGAGAAGAGAUCUGGAAAGACCAAUCAGAAUGAGUGAUAGUGGGCUAAGUAGAAGUAGUAAGAGUAUCAGCGUACUUUUCAACCCAGGGAGGGUGCCGGAAAAGGUCGAUGAUGAGAGGGGAAGGAGUGGAAGUGGAAGUGGGAAGAGCAUGAGGGGUAUGAGUAUGGGAAUUGGGGAGAGAUUAAAGAGUAUGGUCAUGCCUUCUUAUCGACAAUCGCAAUUUCCAUUCGAAUCAUCCAAAGAACAUACGAGGACCUCAGAGAGGGAAAUAGGAGACAGGGAAUCCAAGGAUGAAGAAGGAGAAGAGAUUAUUUUCACAUUGGACGAGAGACCGCCGCCAUUACCAGAGCCAAAAUCAACACAUGCAUAUAAGACUAGCGAUUCGAGUGUCAUGACGCUGAGCCCCAGUGUUUAUGAUGGUGGAAAUGGGAGUGGGAGGGGGAAAAAGGGAAAGGAAGUCCUCAGGGGAGAGGAGCAACUCGAUUCUCCGACAAUGGGCAAGGGAGAGCAACCCUUUACAUUUUCGAUUGGGAAGGCUUAUUGA